Cyclocybe aegerita is the source of this 1743-nucleotide messenger RNA. The record is from the annotation of a GenBank genome assembly. Lineage: Eukaryota; Fungi; Basidiomycota; Agaricomycetes; Agaricales; Hemipholiotaceae.
UGGGCUCUCUUUCGUCUCCUAAAGUCUUGAUUGUCGGAGGAGGCCCAUCUGGCUUGAUUCUUGCUCUCUCGCUGCUGCAGAAUGGAGUUCCCGUCCGUAUUAUUGAGAAAACUGCUGAACCACGACUCGGACAACGAGGAGCGGGCAUUAUGGCGCGAUCACUGGAAUUGUUUUCACACUUGCGUAUUAUUGAGCCGGUCAUGAAACGCGCCAUCUUGACCCCAACUGUACGAAUGUACAAAAUGCCCGAGGGACGCGAGGUGCUUCAAGAAUUCGAGAUGUCACCUCAUCGGAAUCCGACACCUACCCAUCCCUUCGUGAACCCUGUUAUGCUUGGCCAAGACAGCCUGGAAAAGAUAUUCCAUGCCGCCUUGGCGGAAUACGGGUGCUCCGUAGAAUUGGGCACCGAGAUGACAUCUUUCGAACAGCAAGAAGGUUGCGUCAAGGUCAAUCUCAUUCGCAGGGGAUUUUCACAAGAUAUGUCGAGUGGGGUUCAUGAACAGGCUGUCUAUGAAUGGAUGAUCGGAGCCGAUGGUGCUCGUGGUGUGGUCAGGAAACAACUGGGUUUGUCAUUCCUCGGCGAGACGCGGUCGGUUGAGAACUUUAUCGUCGGAGAUAUCUUCGUGGAAGGCUUGUCGCAAAAGGAUUGGCAUAUUUGGGGCGAUUCAACGGAUGUUAUGAUAAGCCUAAGAGCAACAGAAACCCCAUCCUUGUUUAAUUUUUUGGUUGGUGGCAAGAACGUCAACCACCCAGCAUUCACCGCAAGUGAGGCUGCGCUGAAAGGCUGUUUUGUGAAGCACACUGGAUCACGGCCCGAUAUGAAGUUUGGCGAAAUCCCGUGGAUGUCGCAUUAUACGCCUAAUAUUCGGAUGGUUCAAACUUUUGGUUAUGGCAGGGUUUACGUUGCCGGAGGUGCUGGCCAUGUUCACAGUCCUACCGGAGGCCAGGGGAUGAACACCGGUGUCCAAGAUUCUUUCAACCUUGGGUGGAAAUUAGCGUUAGUCGCCAAGGGCCUAGCGCACCCUUCUCUCUUGCAAAGUUAUACGGAGGAGAGGAUUCCUGUCAUCCAGGAGAUGAUACAACAGACGACCAAAUUGCUCAAAAGGACUUUGGAUAACGACGAGACUGCCUGGAAAACUAGUGGCAGUCUCUUUCAACUUGGCGUCAACUAUCGAUGGAGCUCAAUACUCGUCGACGAACGCAAGGCAAUAGAGGCCGAGCGCGAAGCUGAAGAAGAUGCUUACAUGCAGGACUUCGAAUUCGACGACGACUAUGAAGACGAAGUCAAGAUCGACUCGUACGGAAUCGACAGCGAUGGUCGGCUGCGGGCAGGCGACAGGGCUCCGGACUCUUCUGGCCUCAUCUUCCGCAGUCCUUCACCCCUCGCAAAACAAGCCUGCCAACUAUUCCAACUGUUCAGCAACGCCCAUCAUACGCUUCUUGUCUUUUCUGAUAUCGUCAGUUGUAGCAAUGUCCUCCAAGCUGCUGCGCUCUAUCCCAAAGGUCUAUUACGCACCGUCGUCGUCGCCCGCUCCAAGAAGUCAAUACCAACGAUUUCCGACCCCGUCGAUUUUAUUCUCGAAGAUCGAGAUGGGCACACGUAUAACUCGUAUUGUCCGACGGGUGUCUGUGGAGCUUGUGUCGUGAGGCCGGACGGUGUCGUCGGUGCUAUAGUGAAGGGAUCAGUUGGUUUGCAUCGAUAUUUCCGUGGAAUUUUUACAGCACCAAGUCAAUCGCAUUGAC